Molecule: messenger RNA, 1630 nt
Organism: Phyllopteryx taeniolatus (common seadragon)
Lineage: Eukaryota; Metazoa; Chordata; Actinopteri; Syngnathiformes; Syngnathidae
Gene: selenot1a
Product: selenoprotein T, 1a
Exons: 6
Biological process (GO): cell redox homeostasis
Cellular component (GO): endoplasmic reticulum membrane
Molecular function (GO): thioredoxin-disulfide reductase (NADPH) activity
Source: RefSeq, a predicted model, not a curated record
CAGGGACCAAUCCAUCCAUAAGAACUCAACCGAUUCCACUGUCACUCACUCUGGUUCGGUCGGGGUGGAUAACGCACCACCCCGGAAAAGAAAUGGCGAUGAAGUGGCUUCGCUUCUCCUUCCUCGCUCUGGGUGUCUUGUCGCUGUGCUUCGCGGCGUCAGGGGACAGCAGCGGCGUGAAGAAGAUGAAAAUGCAGUUCGCCGCGGGGCCCUUGCUCAAGUUCCAGAUUUGCAUCUCCUGAGGGUACAAGCGGGUGUUUGAGGAGUACACGCAGGCCUUGUACCAGCGGUACCCGGACAUCCGCAUCGAGGGGGAGAACUACCUUCCCAUCCCCGCCUAUCGGCACAUUGCUUCCUUUUUGUCUGUCUUCAAACUACUGGUGAUCGGGAUGAUCAUUGUUGGCAAGGAUCCAUUUGCCCUUUUUGGCGUACAGGCCCCGGGGGUCUGGGAGUGGGGCCAGGGAAAUAAGAUUUACGCAUGCAUGAUGGUGUUCUUCCUCAGCAACAUGAUUGAAAACCAGUUGAUGUCUACAGGAGCUUUUGAAAUAACAUUGAACGAUGUGCCAGUAUGGUCCAAACUGGAGUCGGGCCGCCUGCCCUCCAUGCAGCAGCUGGUGCAAAUCCUGGACAAUGAGAUGAAGAUGAACGUUCACAUGAACACAAGGCCGCUCCACCACUCCUAACAGCCUCCCUCACCGUGUGGCCGCAGCCAAAAGCACCUCCACGUUUGAGGUGGGCCUCUCGAGGGACUGUGACGUGAUGUUUAUGAAGGUCUGCACUGAAGGCAGGACCACUGCUGGCGCAGACUGGAUGCUCCCACAUCGUCGUCAGCACGCCCCUUAGAGAUGGCCCGCCCCCGACGCCCGAGUGGGCUUGUUGGCGACACUGCCAGCCAACCAACCGGUCAUUUUCUUGUACGAUUCACUCUCAUCAUGUCAAAGCAGACAUAAAAAUUAGGAGAUUUUACAUGGUUGCGUAUACAGUAGUCUUUAAUAAAACGCCAUUUUUGCCACUGAGCCAAAUGUACAAGGUGUUUGGAAAGUCACUGUGCACUUAUUUUUAUUAACAAACAUGUUUUAAUAUAGAAAACAUGUACCUCCUAUAUUCUAUAUUGAAACAAGUCAAAAUUCAAAGUGGAUAUAUUCAAGCUUGUAAAUGGCUUUGUCAACUUAAAUACAUUAUCCAGACGGUAGCCGUUCCAGACAAGAGUGCUGUCUGCUAAUCCAGGGCUGAAGUCAGGGAUCCCUGCACUUCAGUGCUAAUUCCCCAUAUUGCCUACAUUGCAGGAAUAAGUGGACACAAACUGUGGAUCCACCUUGUCUUUAUAGUUUACGUGCAAUGUGCACACAGUUAUGAGACUGAAUAGAUUAUGUACCUCCCGUUGUCUAUAUUGAAACAUGUCUUAAUAAUGGGUAAAUGCAGUGACCUUCUGAACACCCUGUAGAAUUACUAAAAGGUUAUUGUCAAAGUAGCUAAGCCCUGUUAAAAAAACAAACAAAAAAACUUGUCAUGCUGUUGUCCAACUAACACUGAGAGACUACGUUUUUGCUAUGAUUUCUGAGUAAUUUUUAUAUUUGCAUAACUUGGAAUGAGUUGAUAUGAUGAAUUAAAAACCUAUUGUAACUAUGAA